This is a messenger RNA of Hordeum vulgare subsp. vulgare (domesticated barley), 2268 nucleotides long. RefSeq lists its product as uncharacterized. The transcript has 5 exons. Lineage: Eukaryota; Viridiplantae; Streptophyta; Magnoliopsida; Poales; Poaceae. The coding region runs from base 345 to 1979 and encodes 544 amino acids. The record is from RefSeq and is a predicted model, not a curated record.
GCUCCUCUUCCUCCCUCCCCGCAAUCCGCUCGCUCCCCUCCGAGCAAUCGCUUCCAGUCCCCGCCCCCCCUCGCCGGGGCGUCGCGUUCUCGCCCUCCCCGCUCCGUCCGGGGCCUCUGGCCGUUCGGUUGUGACUAGUGUGUGAGCCACGGGGCGGUUUUCGUCCCGCGACUAGUCCAGUCCAGCCCCGCGAUUCCUGGGCGCGCGCCGCCUGGAUCCGCCCCUGCCCCGCAGGGAGGGGGUUCUUGAUCUUGGGGAACUUUUGGGGGGAGGCGUGUGAAGGAGGCGCAUUUCCUCCUCCUCCUCCUGGUCUCCGCGGUUGGGGAUCUUCCUGCUUCUUGGCCAUGCCUGCGGCUCCGGCGGUGGGCAGCAACGGCCAUGACGCCCAUGGCAGGGCCGGCUGUCGGGAGAGCCUUCUUCGCCCCCGCCCCCACCCCCCUGCUCGCGCCGGCGUGCCGGUGCCCGUCCGUGGUGACGCAGUGCAGGCGAUCGAGUCUUCGGGCGACACGGUUUCCGAUAAUCUCCGCUUUCAUGAAGACGGCCAUGGGGACAGCACGGAGUGCUCGAGCUCGUUUGGGCCCUCAUGCUCUGGGUCUGACGACGAGACCAGGUCAGGCACGCACGACAUGGAGGUGGACUCGCCUUUCCUAGGCAAUUUCAAUGUGGAUGGCGCCGCUUCUCUCCCAAAGAAGCCCAGACCGAAACAAGUGACAGCUGAGUGGAGAAAUGCUGUUCGCCCAAUUAUGUGGCGGUGUCAGUGGUUAGAAUUGCGUAUGAAGGAGCUUUCGUCGCAAGUAGCAAAGUAUGACAGGGAACUUGCUUUAAUCAGUCAUGAAAAAGAUCUGCGGUCUGAGAUGAUUGCAGCAGAUAGUUCUGAUCCAGAAUUGGCAAAACUGGAUGUCCAAGGCCAUGAUAGAAAUAUCAUGAAGAGGAGAAGACGGCAAAGGCUUGAAGACAUUGUGGACACCUCAUUGUACAUGGAUGGUCAUCAAAUAAUAUCCUAUUAUCAUGAAAGCAAAAACAGAAACUAUGGAGCUGAAACAGAUGGUCUGUUGAUUUAUGAUGAUGCAGUUUUUGAGGAUACCAAAAGAGGAGUUCCUGACAAUACAUUACUGGGGUCUAAGGAAACAGACAGGGUCUUAGAACAAUAUUCUUUAACAGAUAUUCUUCGGACAAUUGAUAGUGUCCAGUCUCGAGUCCUUAAGCUUCAAGUUCAUCUCAGCAAGGUUUGCAGCAAUCGCACACAAGUUAAGGUGCCUCCAAAGAGUCAGAAGGCUCAAACCCAGUUAGCCUCUUGUAAGAAGGAUGGACACCGUCCUAAGAAAAAGAGGGAUCUGAAUAGUUUGCUUCAGGAGGAGGAUACACAUAGACCACUUGUUGGAGUGCCAACUGCUUUAUCAGAUAGGUGCACUGACUAUGUAAUGGAACAUGGAAAGAGAAAUAUUGCAGAAGAAGUCGCAACGCAACCAUAUGCAAUGAAAGUCACAUUUGAGACACUCUUUGGUGCAGAUAAUCCCUUAAUUCAUCAUACUCAUCUAGGAGAAUUAUACAAAGAAAAUGCUGAUGAUGUCCUAAUAGACAACCGAGCAGCCCAAGUAGAAGGGUACCAGCAGUUUGAGAAGGUGAAGCAGGAAGCACAGAAUCAUGUGGACCUGGCUAAUAAGGUUGCUAACACCCUUCUUUCCAGAGGAGAAGAAACUGUUGCAAGACAGGUGGUAAAGCUUGAACCAGUUUAUGAAAUAGCUCCAAGUGUGAAGCAAGUCAGCCCUGCAAAUAAGCGAAUCAAGAAACCAAAGAAGAAAUCUGGGAGCUCUCUGCCUCCUUUGAAAGAGCAAAUCGAGAAGUCUCCUGAUGUACCUGCAAAGAAGAGGACUGUGAAAGAUCUGCACGAUUUCAAGAAUGAAAAGCCUGUUUUCGUAGCUGUGGACACCCGGAGGAGCCAGCGAGUUCGAAAACCCAAAAAGUAUGGAAGCGAUUGAGUUCCAGGAAUGGUCCUGUCUCCAGAUUCGAUUUUGUCUUUGCUGCCCAAAUUUCUGGCUCAUGGGAAACCAGAUGUGUCACCUAAUUGGUUUUUGUAAGUAGGCAUAGUUGGGAAGGAAUAUUUGAAGUGGCAUUUCUUCGGCAGCUCCCCUUACCUGGGACAGCAACAGUGGUAAUGCUGAGUUGAAUUUUUUUUGGGUUGCCUGCAGAUUAUUCUUGUGAAACCUGCAUUGUAUGAAGAAACAUUAGACAGAAGUAUAGUCCGGCAUAAUACAAGUUGUUUCAUUA